Messenger RNA from Sebastes umbrosus (honeycomb rockfish), 5378 nucleotides. It is a transcript of the gene glra1, whose product is annotated as glycine receptor, alpha 1. Gene Ontology annotation, cellular component: neuron projection; plasma membrane; synapse. The coding region runs from base 1331 to 2764 and encodes 477 amino acids. Gene Ontology annotation, biological process: nervous system process; chemical synaptic transmission; chloride transmembrane transport. The transcript is spliced from 11 exons. NCBI's taxonomy places the organism in Eukaryota, Metazoa, Chordata, Actinopteri, Perciformes, Sebastidae. The record is from RefSeq and is a predicted model, not a curated record. Gene Ontology annotation, molecular function: transmembrane signaling receptor activity; transmitter-gated monoatomic ion channel activity; glycine binding.
ACAGUGUCGGAGCGCACCGAGGCUGGCUGCUCUCUCUAUAUACUGUAUACCUCCGCGUCUGUGUGUGCGUACGACAGGCAGGGGCCAGUGUCACUGCCAUGGAAGAGGCUCCACAUCAGCGGGUCUCUACGUUUUUAUAACACUCUCACUCUUCUCCUGAGUGGAUUCUUCUUUUUCUUUCUUUUCUAAACGGACGCGGUUGCCCGGAUGGGAGCGGAUGCGGAGCGCAGCAGCAGCGGCCGCCACCGGUGCGUCUCCAACUUGACCACCACCAGACAAUGGGAGUAGCUGAGCCGUGCUGCCUCAGCGCCAAGAAGUACUACUACUACUACUACUACUACAACUACUCGCCCUUGGGAGACACUUACGAGGAAAAGAAGAGAGCGAAGCAGCAGCAGCAGCAGCAGGAGGAGGAGGUAAAGAAGAAGAAGGAGAGGGAGAAGAGGAAAAGGAGGCAGACUUGUUCUACCUGCAGACCUCUCCUCUCCUCUCUGAGCUGCAGCAGCAGCAGCAGCAGCAGCAGCGUUACGCACGGAUCCUCCAGAGCGACGCACCGGCUGCCUCUUCUGGGAUGCAUGUGAGAGAAAAGCUGCAAAUCUGAGAGAACAGAACAAGCACUCCUCUGGUGGAAUUUGGGAAUAUAUAUAUAUAUGACACAUGCACAGUUUGCCACAGACCCUCUGGAGACAGUGAGACACUGCAGCCCUGUGCAUUCUUCUUUUUUUCUCUCCACCACUGAUGGAAUAUGUCUUAUUUCCUCUUUACGCGCUGUGGAUCGCACAGACUGGACUUAAGAGUAAUUGGGUGUAAUUGGGUGUCAAUUAGCAGCAGCCUGUGAGAGGAUAACCCCCAACCACCCCCCUGUUCCUCCUCCUCAUCCUCCUCUUCCUCUUCUGUUCCCCCUUGAGCCAAAAACCUCCCAGCAGACCCGCCGGUGUCGCUGCCUGCCUCUGUCCGUGGUCCUGAACACAUUUUCGGGCUGGAUUUUGUGGAUUUUUCCGCCGUCAAGCAUGAUUUCAUGGCCGGUGAGGUCAUGAGCAUCCCGGUACCUCGGUAGCUCGGUACCGGAGACUCCGGGAUCGGAAACACACACGCGUGCAAAAAAAGCGGACCAUUUUUGGGCUCACCUUGGAGGUCAUAAACCAUCACCAUAAACCCCCCUCCCCUCUCCUCCUCUUCCUCCUCCUUUUCCACCACUAAAGGAUUUUUUUUUUUUUUUCUGGAGGGGAAUUCAUCCUCUCAAGAGUGUGACCCCCCCUCCCACCUCCCAACCACCUUUACCCCCCCCCCCACCCCACCUAACACCACCACCCACCCCCCUCCAAACAAAAUGAGACUGGCCAAAAUGUGCCGACUAAACGCGCUGGGGAUCUAUUUGUGGGAAACGGUAGUGUUUUUCAGCCUGGCAGCAUCGAAAGAAGCUGCGGCGAGGAAAGCUGCCUCCCCGAUGCCGCCCUCUGAGUUCCUGGACAAACUCAUGGGCAAAGUCUCGGGUUACGAUGCCAGAAUUCGACCGAAUUUUAAAGUGGUCGUCAAAGACCCCAAAGGCUCCAAAAAUGAAGCUACUCACAAGAAAGGUCCGCCGGUAAACGUAACCUGCAACAUUUUUAUCAACAGUUUUGGGUCCAUCGCUGAGACAACAAUGGACUACAGAGUGAACAUCUUCUUGAGACAGCAGUGGAACGACCCUCGGCUGGCCUACAGUGAGUACCCCGACGACUCGCUGGACCUCGACCCCUCUAUGUUGGACUCCAUCUGGAAACCUGACUUGUUCUUCGCCAACGAGAAGGGGGCCAACUUCCACGAGGUCACCACCGACAACAAGCUGCUGCGCAUCUCUAAAAACGGCAACGUGCUCUACAGCAUACGAAUAACACUGAUCCUGGCCUGUCCCAUGGAUCUGAAGAACUUCCCGAUGGACGUCCAGACCUGCAUCAUGCAGCUGGAGAGCUUCGGCUACACCAUGAACGACCUCAUAUUCGAGUGGGAUCAGAAGGGAGCCGUGCAGGUGGCUGACGGCCUGACGCUACCUCAGUUCCUACUCAAAGAGGAGAAGGACCUGCGCUACUGCACCAAGCACUACAACACAGGUAAAUUCACCUGUAUCGAGGCUCGUUUCCACCUGGAGCGUCAGAUGGGCUACUACCUGAUCCAGAUGUACAUCCCCUCGCUGCUCAUCGUCAUCCUGUCCUGGGUUUCCUUCUGGAUCAACAUGGACGCCGCGCCCGCCCGUGUGGGUCUGGGCAUCACCACCGUGCUGACCAUGACCACGCAGAGCUCUGGUUCCAGAGCCUCGCUGCCCAAGGUGUCCUACGUAAAAGCCAUCGAUAUCUGGAUGGCCGUGUGUCUGCUGUUUGUGUUCUCGGCCCUGCUGGAGUACGCCGCCGUCAACUUCAUCGCCCGCCAACACAAGGAGCUGCUGCGCUUCAGACGGAGGCGACGACACAUGAAGCCUGAGUCUUGGCCUGUGUUGCAGGAGGAUGAGACAGGCGAGGGGCGCUUCAGCUUCCCCGGCUACGGCAUGGGCCCCGCCUGCCUGCAGGCCAAAGACGGCAUGGCCAUCAAGGGCAACAACAACAACGCCCCGGCCUCCUCCGGCCCGCCCGAGAAGACCAUCGAGGAGAUGAAGAAGCUGUUCAUCGGCCGGGCCAAACGCAUCGACACGGUAUCCCGCGUGGCCUUCCCGCUCGUCUUCCUCAUUUUUAACAUUUUCUACUGGAUCACUUACAAGAUCAUCCGCAGCGAGGACGUCCACAAGCAGUAGUCGAGAGGCGGAGGAGGAGGAGGAAGAGGAGGAGGAGGGCGAGAACAGUGCGAAGAGGAGAAUGCAGAGAAACAAAAAGAGAGAAGAAAACAGAGAGAGGUGACUUCAAUAGGAGAUAUCAUUGCCCCCUUUUUCACGCCAACCACGCCUCCUUUCCUCAUCCUCUUCCUUCAUCCUCUUCCUCUUCUGGUCGAGGAUAAGUCGCGUCCCUCAACCCUACCUGACACCUACUAGACAUUAUUUGAGAUAUCUAUUGCUUUCUUUUCCCUUUAUCCUCCUCUCCAGCCCCGAAUCCCAGCUCAUCCCGGCUCUUCACACCUCCUGAAUAAUCCGGACCAGUGCAAUAGCAAUGCAGUAAAAUGCAUGAUAUAUGAAUGUGGCAAUAUAUUAAAGAAAAGAUGAAAAAUGAAACACAGACUUUUUGCAGGCACGCCCAACGAACUGUAUGGGAGUGGACGGACUGGAAAGAAGGAAGACGAGAGUCUUGUAAAGGGUGUUGUAUUUGAUUUUAGGGUUUUCUUUUUUGUGUGGAGACAAGAUAUAUAAUUCUAUAUGAAAAAGUGAUGUUGGGACGGGGUAGGGGAUGUGCGAGAAGCAUACAGCAGUGUAAUAUACUCAUAUAUCUAUCAUAUAUGGGAAAAAAAAGAACUUUAUUUGAAAGGCGGGCAUCUGGAAAUGAGGGAUUUUUCACCCCAAAAAAAGGACGGAAGGAAGGCGGAUCGGUGCUUCCAUUAAAUAAAGCGAUGCAAGGAUUCACGCAUUCUAUAUAUCUAGAUUUGCUUCAAACGUGUAUUGCAAGCACUCCUCAACGCUUUUCCUCCCCGCCCCCCCGCCGCCAACACCACGAAACCUCAAACUGCAGAGACACUUGAGGUUCGCUGCUGCCACUGUCAAUCAUACGACUGGACAAAAAGAACAAAAAAAAAAAAAAAAACACUGUACGAGCAGUGCUGAAUAUUUUGAGAAUCUCAUUUAUCUGUGGUCAACGUGUUCCUCUACCUGUCCUUCAUUUAUUUCAUAUUGCAUUUGUUGUUUGUUUUGGUUUGUAUCUUGAUUUAUGUGCCAAGAAAACAUGUCGCUUGUGGCUGCGCGGCGCUCUGCAGCUCCGACCUUUUUGUCAAGAGGAAGGCGGAUGGUUUGACGUCAGUAGCGAGUGGCGUCUCCUCACGGGCUUCUUCAGGGUGUUUUUUUUAAUCCCUGAGACAUUAGUUUGUUUUCAUCGACUGGACUGAGUAAAAUACAGAUCCUUGUUUGCUGUCCUUGUUGUGUUCAUCGGGACUGAACCACAGAUAUGUUUACAUCUUAGUAGUGCUUCCUUGCUUUGACCCCGCCUUAAUGUGACGCCCCGCCCUUCCCCAGCUGAGAGGACAUAUGUAGUAAAUUAUACUGAUUAUAGCACCUGUUAUACCUUAAUUAACUGUAUUUCCAUCUCAUUCACCAACUGUAGCUGUCAUCAUUUUGUGGAAAAGCUACAUCAUCAUGCUCACGGAGUAUAAAAACAGGAUUUAUUUUGCCACAGCCACGUUGGACGGGAUUUGAUCAUUCUGCAGGUCACUGAUGAUUUAUCAGAUUACUUUUUCUCUCUUUUACUUUGCGCCAGGCUUCUCUAUGCAAUAAUCAGUAUAUGCAAUUAUUAGUUUUCCUUCCUUUCAGCAACGCCAUGUUAAAAAUGUCAGCUUUUUGUGAGUUGUUUUCUGGCUCAUCCAAACCCCAUUCUAACUGCUAAACAGUGUUUCAAGCGUAUUGGUAAAUAAGGAAGGAACGGAGGUUAUAAAGUGAUAAAAACACGGUGAUGAAGUGGCAAACUGUCUUUAGGGAGUUUCGCCACAAUGCAUGCAGAUUACUGUUUGGAAAAAGAUUUUGUAGUAACAGAUUGAGCCAAACCUCUGAGCCGGUCUGGAAAGAAAGUGCGGGAAUUCCAGUGGAUGAAAAGUCUUUUUUUCUGCACAAACGGUUGUUUCAUAAUUUUCCUCGUUGAUGUCGUCACGUCUGCAUCAUUUAUUCAAAAAAAUUGACAGAAAUUUACAGAAAAGUUUUAAUGCGAGAGGGGUGAAAGAUACAUUUUCCAAUUUUGUAGCAAAGCAAGACAAAACUUAAAAUGAACAAUUCAUACUCAUACUCAUACUUAUUGCAAAUUUGUCUUUUGAAUUUCAGCAUUCAAUUUGUUCAUUUAAGAAGUGUGUUCAACUAGGCUUAUAGAGCUCAACAUUGAACGUCCACUUUUCAAACGGCUCUGGCUUCGGAAGUGAAUUUGACAUUCUUUCACGGUAUUGACCUCAUCCUUAAAUAAAGAGUUUUAAGCAUUGAACCAAGCCAACCAGCUACGAGAUGAAUCAUGACUGUAAAACAUUUAAUUCAGGGCACAAAAACUCUGGAAAUUGGAAAUUGGAAAAAAAAACACAUGCUUUUUAUUGUGAAUAGCGACUCUCCGCCUCUGGAAACUCCCAAAAAAUGUUUAAACUAACCAUUAUUGAUCUAAAAUGUAGACAAAUUCCGCAACUGCACGCCUUAUUUGUUUAUUUCUUGUUUAUUUUUUGUUUAUUUGCCUCAAAAGUUUUCAGAAACACAUUUCGGUGAACUAUUUUCAUAUUAUAAAAGAAAGUUUCCAAACGAG